This is a messenger RNA of Solea solea (common sole), 4917 nucleotides long. Its product is annotated as endonuclease domain-containing 1 protein-like. Lineage: Eukaryota; Metazoa; Chordata; Actinopteri; Pleuronectiformes; Soleidae. The coding region runs from base 646 to 1551 and encodes 301 amino acids. The record is from RefSeq and is a predicted model, not a curated record. The transcript has 2 exons. Gene Ontology annotation, molecular function: metal ion binding; hydrolase activity; nucleic acid binding.
CAGAAACAUCCUGAGACUUUUCUCUGAGGGCGAAAGAAGCCGAGAGUCUGGACUGAACAGAGAAGAUUCCAAAAUCCAAACCUGAUUGUUGUGUUUCAUAAGGAAGAGUAGGAGGAGAAGGAAACACAUGUGGGAGGAGACACACACACACACACACACACACACACACAGUUUUGUCCAGCUAUUCUUCUCAGGUCUCUGCAUUGACAUUCAUUCAUUUGAACAGUUGAAACAAAGCCUUAUCCUAACCCUGACCUUAACCUAGCCACAAUUCAACCACUGACUUCCUCAUUCUAAUUCUUGGUUUGAACUUCAGCAGUUCAUCUUCACCAUGUCACGUGACGGAGAACAUUGAGUUGCUAUCAAACAGGUGUAUCUAAUGCCCAGUGAUUGUUCAGCAAAGUAGAGAGAGACAUAAGAAGACACAGGUGACACACACACACACACACACACACACACACACUCGUUGUCGUUGUUGCCACUUGCUGUUUUAUUGUCUCUGUAAAUGAACAGUCAACACAGGAAGUGAAGUUAGUGAAGUGUGAAAACAGCAGACUCUGAUGUCAUGCUGAAACCACUUCUGCUUUGUGUGCUGAUGAAGAAACACUGAGCUCUGUGUUUCAGCGCUGAAUCAUCAGAACCAGAAUGUCUCGUCCUCUGGCUCUGCUCGUGGUCGUCCUCGUCUCCGUCUGUGGACACUGGCGAUUGGCAGCCGCUGAUGUUGGGGACUUCACUCCUUGCCUGCAGUUCUUCUACAGGUCCUGGCCUCCUAAAGGUCUGACGGGGACUCCAAUCUGCCAACGUUACGACAACCAGUAUCGGUUUGCCACGCUGUACAGUCGAGCGCGACGCUCUCCGUGGUUCUCAGCCUAUGUGUACACGCUGCCACAGGGAAAGAGGCCCUUGUCGUUCUGGAAGUUUGAGCCACAGUUAGCUUACGCAGGAGCUGCUGGCAACAUGAUCCGGUUCCCCCCGGGCCCUCUGGACCAAAACGUGGUGGACAGCCAGGCGGUGGAGCCAGACUACAUUAACUCCACCUACUCUCGUGGUCACAUGAACCCGAGCCUUCACCACCGGACUCACGAGGACCGCACAGCCACUUUCACCCUCACCAACGUUGUCCCGCAGAAAGCUGGCUCCAACGAUGGGCCCUGGGCAAAGCUGGAGCAGACCGUCAACAAGUCCCUCGCAGCCUUCUGUCUCGGACAGGCGUACGUCUUGACCGGCGCCAUCCCGUACCGGAGCGAGGAGCACUGGCUGAAGAACCACCGUGUGGCUGUGCCAGAGUACAUGUGGUCGGCCUACUGCUGCCCCAAAUACAACAGCAGCCUUCCAGAAGAACUGAGGAACACCUUCCCGACUUACGCCGCCAUUGGCCGCAACGACUGCAACAGCAGCGAGGAAAUCGUACCCGUGAGUAAGACAACAAAGAAAGAGUUCAGGGGUUACGACGUGAGGCGGAUGUCGCUGGAAUCGCUUGAGAUGUAUCUGAGGGACAGACUCAGUGCCGUGGUCAGUGUGUUUUACGAGCGAUGUUCUGGAUCACACUGAUCCUGCACAGAAUGUAGAACAGGGUUUCUCAAUCCUGGUCCUGGGGACUGACUGCCCUGCUCCAACACACCUGAUUCAAAUGGUCAGCUCAUCAUCCCAGAAUUCUUUUUAAAACUGUUAAUUCUGUGGUUGGUCCCCCACCCAGCCUGCCAGUUGAAUCCUCCCCAGACAAAUGUGAAGAAUUUCAUAAUCACUUUGUUAACAAAAUAGCGGAGAUUCUGCAGAAUUUUAACACCGACUUCAGACAGAUGGUAGAUGACUCCUGCCCACUCUCAACCUUAACCCACUUAAGUGAAAUCUCUCUGUCUACCCUAGAACGUACUAUUGCACUUGCAAAAUCAUCCACAUGCCUUUCAGACUGCAUUCCUAUUUGGUUUUUAAAAGCUGUUUUCCAGACGGUUGGUCCAGACCUCUUAGCCAUUAUCAACUGCUCUUUGUCUACUGGUACUUUCCCCUCCUAUUUUAAACAUGGCACUGUUUACCCUCUUUUAAAGAAACCAUCUCUAGAUCCUUCUCUUUUAUGUAAUUUUAAACCAAUCUCAAAGCUGCCUUUUUUAUCCAAGAUUUUAGAAAAAAUAGUCCCCACUCAACUGAUUUCUCAUAUGAAUGACAAUCAUAUUUUUGAAAAAUUCCAAUCUGGUUUCCACUCCUUUCAUAAUACUGAGACUGCACUGGUCAAGGUCGCCAAUGAAUUAUUGCUUGCUGCCGACUCAGGCCUCUAUUCAAUAUUAAUUCUCCUUGACCUCAGCUCAGCUUUUGACACAGUGGACCAUAAUGUCUUAAUCAGCCGUCUGAAAAAUGAUGUUGGUGUCAGUGAUGUGGCUCUGGAUUGGUUCAUCUCCUGUCUGUCCAUCAGGUCAUUCUCUGUAAGGCUUGGAGAAGCCUCCUCUUCUUGUGCCCCUCUCUUCUGUGGGGUCCCUCAGGGGUCUAUUUUGGGUCCCCUCCUAUUCACUCUUUACAUGUUACCCCUGGGGCAAAUCAUACACAGACACAAUAUUGAUUUCCACUGUUAUGCAGAUGAUACGCAGCUGUAUGUCCCACUGCAGCCUGGUAUAAGUGAUGUUCCUUGUAUUUUCUCCUGCCUUGCUGAGAUAAAAAGUCGAUGUCCGAAUAUUUUCUGCAGUUGAAUGACUCCAAAUCAGAAAUUGUUAUAAUGAGUCCCUCUGGCCCCAAAACUAGUGACAUUACUAGUCUCUCCUCUAGUCUGGGCGCCUUAUCUGACAAUGUUCAUAAAGAAGCCCGCAAUCUCGGUGUCAUCUUUGACUCAGAAUUAUCUUUUGAUACUCAGGUGACUGAAGUGGUGCAGUCAUGCUUUGCCCAACUGAGACAGCUAAUAAAGAUCAGGUCAUUCCUGUCCUCUGCAGACUUAGAAAAGGUCAUCCAUGCUUUUAUCUCUUCCAGACUUGACUACUGUAACUGUACUGUAAUACAAAAUGCUGCUGCUAGGUUUUUAACACGUACUAAGAGAUGUGACCACAUUACUCCAAUCCUUGCUGCUCUUCACUGGUUACCUGUGAGUUUUACAACUGAUUUUAAGAUUUAACUGCUUGUUUUUAAAGCCCUGAAUGGUCAGGCUCCUGCCUAUAUUUGUGAUCUGCUCACCUGAGAUCCUCCAGCAGGGCCCUCCUAAUGGUUCCAAAAUCUCAACUUGUCACUAAAGGAGACCGGGCCUUUGCUGUUUGUGCCCCUCAGCUAUGGAACUCCCUGUCUGGAGAUCUCAGGCAGGCUAACUCAGUAUCCUCUUUUAAAUCCCUUCUUAAAACUCACUUUUAUCCUAUAGCUUUUUCUUAAUUGUUGGUAUUGUUGUAAUUAUUUAAAUUAUGUUAUAUGUUCUAUCAUUGUUUGGAUAUUUAACUCAUUAUGUUAUCUGUUUUAUUGUAAAGCACUUUGUUUUUGAAAAGUGCUAUAUAAAUAAAGUUAAUAUUAUUAUUAUUAUCAGGAAGCACCGCAGAGGCCUGAUAAUGACCCGUUUAUUUGAUUCAGGUGUGUUAGAGAAGGGGAACAUCCAGGGACAGUGGUUCACCAGGACCAGGAAUGAGAAACCCUGUAGAAGAUCCUGGUUAAAGCUGCAGUAGGCAACAUAUAUUUGUCAUUAUAAUCAAUGAAUCUAAAGAAUUCUUAGAAACUAUCUAAUAAAUCUGCUGUAAAGUUCUUUAAAACGUGGGGAAAAAAACCUGGAAAAAACGGGACAAAAAUAACAUAUAAAGAAAGUUUGUCAUGGAGGAAGUUUUUACUUGCACACCAAUCUGUGACAGUGAAUUUAACUUCUGAAUUUAACACAAACCAUUGUUUUAGCUUGAUACUGGUAAUUAUACCUCAAUGUGAGCUGUUAUAAUGAAAACGAGGCUAGAUGGUUUGUCUUAAAAUUAGAUUAUUUGUCUUGGGCUGGGCUUUUUUAUGCUGCAAAGAAACUUAAAGAAAUCUGAGAAAAAUCGUAUAAAAGAGAGUCAGAGUAAAGAGUAAAGGGGGGCCUCAAAUUGAGCCUUGAGGAACUCCACAAUUCAUCUUUCACCGAAAAGAGAAGGAAGGACAAUGAACAUAAACAAAAAAAUUGUCAGUAUGGGCAAAGCUGUUACAAUUGCCACAGGAGUUGUUGAUCCAGUGCUGCUAAAAUGUUCAAAUGAUUAAAUUAAAAAACCUUGGUUUAGAUUGACCUCAGUGACACAAAAUGACCACACGAGGCAGCAGUAGACCAGCAGCUCCUGUGUCCCCGUGAGCUAAACUCACUGAUUUUCUCUAUAGGCUUUGGUGUGGGAGAGUGAGGGGUUUACAUACGUCAGUUUCCUGUCAAAAAUAUCCGUCUAACAGUGAGAGAAACUGACCGAAAUGUUCCUAAGAGUUCACAUAGACUUAAGACUGAUGUAGACUUCAAAGCAGAACUGAAACAACAACACGUACCUCACAGGAGAAAAAAGUCCAACUCUGAUUGUUUUUGACUCAAAUUGUAGCUAAGAUUAAAAUUUACACACCAUGUGAAGGAAGAAGAAGAAGAAGAAAGAUGCAACUCGAGUCACACUGAGUUUAAAAAACAAUCACAUUUGGCUCAUGAUCCACGUACCUCAAUACUGCAAUGCUGCUCCCACCAGCAGGUGGUGCCCUCGUGCAACAUAUACGCACAUGUACAGUGACUGUAAUGUCGUGUUUAAUCUCUAUAUCACACUGUUGCUGUAUUAAAGUGGGUGUAAAACAGAUUUUUAUAAAUGUAAAUUAGAAUUCUUGUAAUAAUCCAGCAGGUCUUUUUUACAGAUUAAAUGUCAUAUAUGCUUUUUUAGGUAAUUCUUCUACGUUCAUGUCAUAUUUAACAUAAAUUAAUCUGUGUAAAUGUUGUUGAUCCUGUCAUAAAUUCAAAGUUUUUUUUUUUAUUUA